CUCCCAUUUGAAGGUUGAUUCAAUAACAAAAAGUCCCCCACGGGACGACGCUGUCCAAUAUAAAAGUCGAUUGUAUUAUCAUACAAAAAUACUUUGAUGAGAAAACAAAGAGGUAUUUUCAGGUUACUGCACGGAAACUGUUGCCAAGGAAACGUGAAGAAUGGUGUUCAACGCCGACCCUGACGUUCAACGAGGGCCCCCCGGCGUUCAACGAGGGCCCCCGGCGUUCAACGAGGAUCCCCCGGCGUUCAACGAGGAUCCCCCGGCGUUCAACGAGGAUCCCCCGGCGUUCAACGAGGAUCCCCCGGCGUUCAACGAGGAUCCCCCGGCGUUCAACGAGGAUCCCCCGGCGUUCAACGAGGAUCCCCCGGCGUUCAACGAGGAUCCCAAGGCGUUCAACGAGGAUCCCAAGGCGUUCAACGAGGAUCCCAAGGCGUUCAACGAGGAUCCCCCGGCGUUCAACGAGGGGCCCCCGGCGUUCAACGAGGGCCCCCGGCGUUCAACGAGGGCCCCCGGCGUUCAACGAGGGCCCCCGGCGUUCAACGAGGGCCCCCGGCGUUCAACGAGGGGCCCCGGCGUUCAACGAGGGCCCCCGGCGUUCAACGAGGGCCCCCGACGACGCCAUGACCAACAC
Molecule: messenger RNA, 634 nt
Organism: Procambarus clarkii (red swamp crayfish)
Lineage: Eukaryota; Metazoa; Arthropoda; Malacostraca; Decapoda; Cambaridae
Source: RefSeq, a predicted model, not a curated record